Mercenaria mercenaria is the source of this 1475-nucleotide messenger RNA. RefSeq names its product neurotensin receptor type 1-like. Gene Ontology annotation, biological process: G protein-coupled receptor signaling pathway. Lineage: Eukaryota; Metazoa; Mollusca; Bivalvia; Venerida; Veneridae. The transcript has a single exon. The record is from RefSeq and is a predicted model, not a curated record. Gene Ontology annotation, cellular component: plasma membrane. The coding region runs from base 82 to 1293 and encodes 403 amino acids. Gene Ontology annotation, molecular function: G protein-coupled receptor activity.
AAUACCAUUUAUGUGAAAUAAUGGAAUAAAUUUAGUUAAAGUUAAUAAGAAAGUUCCACACAAAUUCAACUUUACCGCUGAAUGAAAGCAGUAACAAAAUCCCAUUGGACAAAAAUAAUGGAAGUUAACAUGAUAGAUAAUAUCAGUGUCAAUAGUAGUUUUGACGGUCACCAAAUAUCCGAGAAUGUCCAUUCCACAUGGAUCAAAGCAGCACAAGUUAUGAGAAGUGUUGUUAUUCCUGUGAUAGCUGGAGUCGGGUUGGUCGGUAACACUCUGUCACUGAUGGUGUUCUUGUCAAAACGUAUGAGAAAAUCACCUUGUUCUGUGUUCCAGGCGGCUCUGGCUAUAGUGGACAAUACUUUCUUGUUUGGUUUGCUGAUAACUUGGAUAGACGGAGAAUGCCAUGCUUUUCUUACAGUUGACUUGGCUUGCCAACUUCUGAUAUUCAUUACAUAUGUGACAAGUUUUCUGAGUGUUUGGUUUAUAGUAGGAUUCACAUGUGAACGGUUUGUUGCUAUUUAUUUUCCACUCAAAUGUAAAUACAUAUGUAACUCAUUUCGGCAAAAGGUCAUUGUAGUAGUUCUAACAUUAACAGCUUUAAUUAUGUAUGAAUUCAGUUUCUGGACAACUGGAAUGGAACAAUGGAAUAGCUCUAUGAAGUGCAACUUUAAAACCGAGCAUUAUAAAUUGUUGAACAUUGUAGUGUGGAUAGAUACUUUUUUGACAAUGGUUAUUCCAUUUAUACUAAUUACUGUGCUAAAUGCAUUGAUAGUAAGAGCCGUUUUCAACAGUCCAGAGAGACAAGAAAGUAUUUCCUUGAGAUCUUUAUCUUCUAACAGUGCUUCAAUGGAAUCAAACGAAAGAAGAAUCAGAACUCGGCAUCUUGAACAAAGAUCUUCACAACAGCCUUAUUCCUCCGCACUUCAGCGAAACGGUUUUGGACAUUUCGGACACAGAUCACAAAUACGAGUGACAAAAAGAUUACUUCUUGUUUCAUCCAUGUUCUUAUUACUGAACCUUCCCUCCCAUAUAAUGAGACUUCACAAUUUGAUUGUUUCUGCAACAUCAAACACUGUCACUAUCACUCCACGUUUUUUCUUCCUUCAAGAACUCACACUUUUGUGGUACUACACAACGUUCAGUUGCAAUUUCUUUUUGUACGUGCUUAAAGGAUACAACUUUAAAGAGACGUUAUUUCACGUUCUCCGCUGUCGAAAAAGCAAGGAAAGUUUCAGAAAGGAAAUGUUAUCAAAAUUCAAAUCUACUACAGGAAACCACGAAACGUUUCAUUAGAUUUAAACUAUGCUGAUCAUGUUUCUGUUGAAAAGAUGUGCUAGAAUAUCAAUUUGAUAUCUGAUUUUCGUGACGUCACUGAUGCCAUCUUUUUGCAUGUCAUGAUUUAUUUUGAAAUGCUUGUAUAAAACAAACAUACCUGAAACAUGUUUCGCAACGUUUAGCCAAUUGGGGAUUUUACC